AUGGCCGUCCCCACGGCCGACCAGGAUCUGCGCAUUCGAAAUGUCACUCUUCACAGCCGAGAGCGCAAGGAACACGGCACCUUGCACCUAUACCGCCACCACCUUCAGUUUAGAUAUGACCCGAAUAACGGCCACGCGGCACGCGGCACUUUUUCCACUGGCAAGAGGCCGUCAGCGCAAGAUGGCAAGCUGUCCACCGAGAGCUCAGGGUUGACAGAGAGUUCAUCCACUUCAGCUUCAGGCGUCGUAGGCCCGCAAGGCGCAAGCAAUGUUGCUGGUGGAAGACCGAGCAUGUCGCAUGAGGUCAACGAAAGCACAGCAAAGCCACGUGAAGCGCAUCCUAAGCACCGCACCAAGGAGAUCUGGCUGCCUUAUCCCAUGAUCAACCACUGCACGCUUCGACCGAGCCAUCUCCAAAGCCAGGUAAUGAAGCCAAAAGACGAUUCUGGAUUUGUGCCUGUGGAAGACGACGACAGCAACCUCUUCCCACCAGUCUUUGGAACUUCUUCUUACGAACGGCCGUCAACCGAUUCAGCACGUUUGGCGCCUUUCUCCUCUCCUCAGCGGCCAGUGACGCCACUCACACAAGAAAGGGAGUCGUCUGUGAGGUUUGACAGUGGGCGUCAACCAGCCAUCCGCAUCCGAAGGAAGGAUCUGCAGAUGUUGGCGCUGCACUUUCACCCCUCAGAAUCUGGCAAGUCUGCGGACGAGACGGCGAGAAAGGUGUUCUUUGUGCUGCGCAGCCGUUGCUGUGUCGAGCGGGUAGAGAGUCUGCACGCAUUCCACUUCCACGCACCAGAGCCCGAGAUCAAACUGGGCAUGCGAGGCUACGAUGCGCGGAAGGAGUAUGCGCGGAUGGGCAUUGGAGAGAAGGCUGCUGACGGCCCAGGCACAGCAUGGAGAAUAAGCGACAUCAACCGCGACUACUCCUACAGUGCCACAUACCCAAGCGUUCUAUGUGUGCCCAAAACUGUGAGCGACAAUUUGCUCAAGUACGGAGGUGCAUAUCGUUCGCGAUCACGGAUACCUUGCUUGGCCUAUCUGCACUCCAAUGGCGGCAGCAUCACAAGGUCCUCGCAGCCGCUGGUGGGCGUGCAGAACAGGCGUAAUCCGCAAGACGAGCGCCUUGUAUCGGCCAUCUUCUCGAGCCACACACCACCCCUGCAGUCACCAGAGGACUCGCCACCGCAGGCUCCGUCUCUCUCGUCACCCUCCACAACCACUCUCGAUUCCGUGACCGCGGACUCAUCGCCAGAGGAGAGACCUGUCCCAUCCAUCUCGCUUAGCCGCAGCGAUCCGGCUCUGAACGAGAAGCUCAGCGAAGAGCAAGCCGCUCCACUGCGCAAGAAGAUCUACGGCAGCACACGAAGGAAUUUGAUCGUUGAUGCUCGACCAAAGAUUAAUGCGCUUGCGAACAGAGCGACUGGCGGCGGCAUUGAAGAUGUGACAAACUAUGCCAGCAACGGCGGCAUGCCGGUUGAGAAGGUCUUUCUCAACAUUGCAAACAUCCAUGUGAUGAGAACUUCUUUAGAGAAGGUCAUUGAGAGCUUUGCCAACUCUGACUAUCUCAACCUCAAACCGGACCAGGAACUGCUUCGAAAGUCUGGCUGGCUCGGCCAUAUUGCGAACAUGAUGGACGGGGCGGAGAUGGUGGCGAGGGUGGUAGGACUGGGUGGAAGUCAUGUGCUGGUUCAUUGCUCCGACGGAUGGGACAGGACUGCACAGAUCUCUGCACUGGCUCAGAUCAUGCUGGACCCCUACUACCGCACACUGGAAGGCUUCAUGACCCUCAUCCAGAAGGACUUCCUGUCUUUUGGCCACAAGUUCCGAGACCGCAACGGCAUCGAAGGUAGCGACAAGUGGUUCGAGAUCGAGAACGAGCGCAUCGCACCCUCUCGAACAAGAGACAGCAGCGCGGACCCCAACAGCCUGAACGCAAUCGGCGCCAAAGCCCUCAGCGGCGCGAAGAACUGGUUCGAGAAAGGCCGCGGCAGCCUCUUCCGCCAACCCAACACCAGCCAAGACAGUCUCGCCGACCCAGCCUCCUCCCGACCCUCCUCUCCACCUCCGAACCCGCUCCUGCACUCUCCACCACCCGCCACCACGAAAGAAGACAAAGACCACCGCGCCAACGAGAAAGAAAUCUCCCCCAUCUUCCACCAAUUCCUCGACGCCACCUACCAACUCCUCCACCACCACCCCACCGCCUUUGAGUUCCGCGACCAGCUGCUCAAGCGCCUCUUCUACCACACCUACGCCUGCCAGUACGGCGAAUUCCUCUUCAACUCGGAGAAAGAACGUUCCCAAUACGCUGGCAAAGUACCCUCAGUAUGGCCGCAUCUCAUGUCCCGACGCAAAGACUUCAUCAACCCGGACUACGCGCCCAAAGACGACGACGCACUCCUCUUCCCCACCCGCCGCGGCAGCGACAAAGAAAUCCAAGUCCGCUGGUGGCACUCCCUCUUCCUCCGCAGCGACGAGGAGAUGAACGUCCCCCGCGCCCUGGCACCCGCGGACCCCCCCGCUAUGACCGCCAACUUCGGCUCCAGCGUCUCCUUCGACGACCAAGCGCUCGAUCCCGAGAAGUCUGACGGCGCGAACAGCGCUUCGAACGGCAGUCUACGGGAAUCCAAGUCCGCGCCUAACCUCGAGAAAGUCGCAGACGACAGCACAACGGACAGCUUCGCCGCUCUCAACAUCGACGGCCAAGCCGAUGUCAAAGCCGCUGCUGCUACGGGACAGAUCGCCCCGCGGAGCCAGGAUGCGGAUGCAGGGCGUGAGGAUAAGCAGCAGCAACCGGCGUAUAUUGAGCGGUCCCCCGUACUGCCUACGAUAGAAUCGAUGGAGUAUGAAGGGGAUCCUCUUGGUGUGUCGGCGAGUAAUGCACAGGGUGGAGGGAGUGAGAGGUUGGAUUUCGCGGCGUUUGCUCGGGGGAGUGCUUUUAGGGAUCGCUGA
This is a messenger RNA of Saxophila tyrrhenica, 2955 nucleotides long. It is a transcript of the gene YMR1, whose product is annotated as phosphatidylinositol-3-phosphatase ymr1. Gene Ontology annotation, biological process: phosphatidylinositol dephosphorylation. Bases 1 to 2955 code for a protein of 984 amino acids. Lineage: Eukaryota; Fungi; Ascomycota; Dothideomycetes; Mycosphaerellales; Extremaceae. Gene Ontology annotation, molecular function: phosphatidylinositol-3-phosphate phosphatase activity. The record is from RefSeq and is a predicted model, not a curated record. The transcript has a single exon. Gene Ontology annotation, cellular component: membrane.